GGGCCGCGGCGUUCGCGGGCCAGUCGCGGCUUGUCAGAACGGUAGCCGCCGGAGUGGGCGAGGCUGCGUCGCUCGGUCUUGGCCGUCCGGGACCCGCGUGAGGAUGAGAAUGCAGAGGACGCAGGGCCGCUGGAAGAGCAGGUAACGAAGCUGGGGUGCGGUGAGGCCGCGGCUGGACUUCUUCCGGGACCCGUGGUGCUGAAUGGAGAGGACCGAAGCGACGCCGAGCCGCGGCUCCUAGCGGCGGGGCCGCUGCCCGAGCUGCAGCGCCAGGCGAGGAUGUGUGGAGCCCAGGCGGCGCGGGGCAGCUGAGAGCCUUCGGGCCCCAGGACCCCCGGGGCCCGGGAUGAGUUAGCGAGGGCAGCCACGGAGCCCGUUCCGACCGCUACAGGCCCAGGCGACGGCUACCGCCCUCCCGCCCUUUCCGUGCCUAAGCAGCUAGCUCCUUUCCGCGCCCGCCCGCGCUCCCGGCCUUGGAGACCAUGAGGUUCCGCAUCUACAAACGGAAGGUGCUAAUCCUUAUGCUCGUGGUGGCCGCCUGCGGCUUCGUCCUCUGGAGCAGCAAUGGGCGACAAAGGAAGAACGAGGCCCUCGCCCCGCCGCUACUGGACGCCGAGACCGCGCGAGGUGCGGGCGGCCGGGGCGUGGACCAUCCCUCUGUUUCUGUGGGCAUCCGCAGGGUCUCCAACGAGUCGGCGGCCCCCCAGCCCGAGGUGGACAACCUGACGCUGCGGUACCGGUCCCUGGUGUACCAGCUGAACUUUGAUCAGACGCUGAGGAAUGUAGAUAAGGCUGGCACCUGGGCCCCCCGGGAGCUGGUGUUGGUGGUCCAGGUGCAUAACCGGCCCGAAUACCUCAGACUGCUACUGGACUCACUUCGAAAAGCCCAGGGCAUUGACAACGUCCUUGUCAUCUUUAGCCACGACUUCUGGUCGACAGAGAUCAAUCACCUCAUCGCUGAGGUUGAUUUUUGUCCGGUUUUGCAGGUGUUCUUUCCUUUCAGCAUUCAGUUGUACCCCAACGAAUUUCCGGGUAGUGACCCCAGAGAUUGCCCCAGAGACCUGCAGAAGAAUGCGGCUUUGAAAUUGGGGUGCAUUAAUGCUGAGUAUCCCGACUCUUUCGGCCAUUAUAGAGAGGCCAAGUUCUCCCAAACCAAACAUCAUUGGUGGUGGAAAUUGCAUUUUGUAUGGGAAAGGGUCAAAGUUCUUCGAGAUUAUUCUGGCUUUAUACUUUUCCUAGAAGAGGAUCACUACUUAGCCCCAGACUUUUACCAUGUCUUCAAAAAGAUGUGGAAAUUUAAGCAGCAAGAAUGUCCUGAGUGUGAUGUUAUCUCUCUGGGGACCUAUACUGCGGGUCGCAGUUUCUACGGCAUUGCUGACAAGGUAGAUGUGAAAACUUGGAAGUCCACAGAGCACAAUAUGGGUCUAGCCUUGACCCGGGAUAUCUAUCAGAAGCUGAUCGAGUGCACAGACACUUUCUGUACUUAUGAUGAUUAUAACUGGGACUGGACUCUUCAGUAUUUGACUGUAUCUUGUCUUCCAAAAUUCUGGAAAGUGCUGGUUCCUCAAGUUCCUAGGAUUUUUCAUGCUGGUGACUGUGGUAUGCAUCACAAGAAAACCUGUAGACCAUCCACCCAGAGUGCCCAAAUUGAGUCACUUCUAAAUAAUAACAAACAGUAUAUGUUUCCAGAAACUCUAAGUAUCGGUGAGAAGUUUACCACGGUAGCCAUUACCCCACCUAGGAAAAAUGGUGGGUGGGGAGAUAUUAGGGACCAUGAACUCUGUAAAAGUUAUAGAAGACUGCAGUGAAAAAUCACAAUUAUAAAAGCAAAAGUGACAGUCUUCUAUUUUUGAUAUUUGUCCAAACAGGAUAUACAGUUCAAUAAAAGAGUUUAGGAACUGGUUUCUGCUUUAAUUAAAAAAUUUAAAAAAAAUUCUUGUAAAAGCUGUCCAAAUACAUAGUAAUCUUUUUCAGAUAUGUCUGAUUAAGAUUUAAAACUGAAGUUUUCAUUUUGGGAGUUGGGUUUUAAAGCUAAAGGUAAUGAUUAUUGUUAAUUGAUAAGAGAGAAGGGGAAAUUUUGUUUAAAUUCAUCUAUUGAUCUUUUUAUCUGAAACUUUGUAAACUUUUCCACUUUCAAAACUUAUUUUAAGUACAGCAAAAUUUAUUUAAAAUUCAUAGCAGUAAAAAGUAUUACAGUAAAAUCGUUAGAGUAUUAAUGGAAUAGCCCAAUUUCAGUCUUAAAACAGUUUUCAGGAAAGGAUUGCUUCACUGGUUUAAUAAUUCAGAAGUUAUGUUUGUUAAACACCCUGUCAGAAAUCACUUUCAGUAUUACAGAUUUCUAUACUAUUGUGUUGAUUUGCCUGUGCUUUGGAACCUUCAUACAACACACUUUUGGAAUGUAUUUGAUUGAUAAGGAAGAAUAUUGUUUUCACCUCACCGUAGGAAUAUGGUGGGGUUUUUUUUUUCUUUUAGCUCUGCCAAAAUAAAAUACUCAUUUUUGCAUAAAAAAUUUCCUGAUCAUUUUGCAGAAUAAGUUUUGUUUACACUAAAAUUCAGUGGAGACAUUCUUGAAGUUUUGAAAGAUGGCAUUACAUCUUAAUGUUUACUAUCUAUACCUUGUAUAAUUGAGUUUGAAAUAAAACUCAGCUCUAACAAUGCAUUCCCUUUGGAAGAAACUGUUUGGCUUUCAAAUUAGCCAGGCAUAGAUAAUUAACAAUAAAAAGCUGCUGUGUAACGGAAAUACAGCCUAAAUUGUUCAUGAAAGCCAGAAAUGAUACAACGUUCUGUCCUGCCAAAGUGAAACAUGUCCUAAUGCCAGCUUUAACUGAAAUCAUACUUUUUAAAAGAACAGAUGCAGUAAAUAAGAGGAAACAGGCUUAAAAUUUACUCCACAUUUAAUGCAGAAGUUUAUAGAAGUUUCCCUUAAUACAUAAUUCAAUUAACCAAAAAUUACUCAUAAAAGACCAAUUUCUGUGUAAAGGAAUUGCAAUUAGUCAUUUCAACCUAAGAUAACUAUUAAAUGGACAGUCUCAAAAUUAUUGCAUCAACUUAAGAUUCAUAGUGGUUGAAAAAUACAUGUGCUCAUCUAAGAUAAGGCAAAUAGUUCUCUUGUUUUAUGAGCUACCUGUCUACUACCCUCAGAGCCCAAUCUUGUGCUAGACUUUAUCUGGUGGUUAUGAACGUAAAUCAGGAUGAAUCACCAGGCUGUCUGCAAGUUUUUUGUACUCUGACCUGACAUCACCAGUUCAAAGAACUAAAGAAAUUAGGUGAUUUCAAGGACUGAGCUAAAAAAGUCAGAGUCUGAAUUAGUAGCUGUUUUUGGACAGAAAUGGAUCACCUCAUGAAUUUGGGGUUAGCGAUUAGAUCAACAAAUAUUCUCUUUAAUACAUUUUCUUUCAUGCUGUCCUAAAAAUUUUUGUAAGAGAAAACCUGCUAGGAUUUUCUCCUUGUCUCACAUUUUAGGUGUUAGUAAUUGAUUAGGAAACACUGGCUUUUGUUUUGUUUUUACAUAAUAAUAUAAUG
Molecule: messenger RNA, 3522 nt
Organism: Cynocephalus volans (Philippine flying lemur)
Lineage: Eukaryota; Metazoa; Chordata; Mammalia; Dermoptera; Cynocephalidae
Gene: MGAT2
Product: alpha-1,6-mannosyl-glycoprotein 2-beta-N-acetylglucosaminyltransferase
Exons: 1
Coding region: 483-1808 (441 amino acids)
Biological process (GO): oligosaccharide biosynthetic process; protein N-linked glycosylation
Cellular component (GO): Golgi membrane; Golgi stack
Molecular function (GO): alpha-1,6-mannosylglycoprotein 2-beta-N-acetylglucosaminyltransferase activity
Source: RefSeq, a predicted model, not a curated record